This is a messenger RNA of Arctia plantaginis, 3567 nucleotides long. Lineage: Eukaryota; Metazoa; Arthropoda; Insecta; Lepidoptera; Erebidae. The record is from the annotation of a GenBank genome assembly.
AUGAUUAUAUACGUAUUAAUUCCAUAUGGUGUCCCCCAAGGUAUCAUUCUUGGACCUGAUGGUUUCAUCCGUCCAGGACAUUUCCACAGGUGGUUUACAGAAGUUUCUGGCAUUGAUUUUGAAAACUUAAACGAGGAAGAAGAUGAAACGACAACAACGACUGUACCCCUCACUACUUUGCCUCCUACCACUUUAUCACCUACCUCUUUGCCACCUACACCUUCCACCACCUUGUCACUUACCACACCGGAAGGUAGCAAUGAAGAAGAGGAAGAUGAUACUUCCGAAGAAAAUGAAGAACUAUCGCAGCUUCUAAAACGCCUCCAAGUUAAAGUUAAGGUCAAAGUGAAGCUUAAUCAGUUUAGAAAAAAAGUCAUCAAGAAAAUACAGUGCUCAGUCUGCGAUGUUCAGCUGUCAAUGUGGUACUUCGAGAAGGGCGGGCUGCUGUUCUGUCAGAGCGACUAUUGGAGUCGGUUCGGCGAGAGUUGCCAGCAAUGUGCACAGGUGAUAACGGGGCCGGUGAUGUCAGCCGGCGAUCACCGUUUCCACCCCGAGUGCUUCGCUUGCGUCGCAUGCGCAGCGCACAUUGAAGAUGGCGAACAGUACGCGCUGGUUGAGAGAUCUAACUUAUAUUGUGGCAGCUGUUACAGUAAGGUACGUUCAGGGACCCACUCCAUCCGAGUGGUGGAAGUACCGCCAGCUACCGUCACGGUGGCGCACACCGCGCCUGCAACUCUCACAGUCACCAAGAUUGAUUCAUCUUGUGGCCUGCUGACGCUCCACAUAGGAGACAAGAUCCUGGAGAUAAAUGGAACACCCGUGAGAAACCGACCGCUGGAUGAGAUCGAGAAAGCUUUGGCCAAGCGGGAUGCUGUUAUACAGAUAUUCAGCAACAAAGAAGACGUGAAGAAACAUUCCGAGAUAGAGUUGAAGGGAAGAGAAAUUGAGGGGCGGAAAGAGAGACUGUUCAAGAGGAAAGGUGAAGAUGGGGGAAAGUGGGUCAAUAAGAGACGACAAACCCCAUCUUCCCCAUUAUUAGGAGAUAAGGAGAAGAGUAGCAGUAUGUCUAAACUGCUCGAUGCUGUGGACGGGGAGGAGGAGCCGAGUGGUGUCCUGCGAGACCUCAGCAGGGCGCGGUCGUUCAGGGUCGAACCGGCACCCGGACAGACUGUGUUCAGAGCCAGCGACUUGUUGCAGGGUGAGCUCCUGGGGUCUGGUUUCUUCGGCGAGGUGUACAAAGUUACCCACCGGGACACCAACGAGGUGAUGGUGCUCAAGCAACUGUACAGGGUAGACGAGGAUGCGCAGAGGAACUUCCUCAAAGAGGUGGCAGUGCUCCGAUCCCUGAAGCACCCGAACGUGUUGAAGUUCGUGGGGGUGUUGUAUAAAGACAAGAGGCUGCAUCUCGUCACAGAGUACGUCGCCGGAGGGACUUUACAUCAAUUAAUUCAGGACACGUCCCUGGCGCUGAGCUGGCGGGACCGGGCGCGGCUCGCGCGGGACGUGGCGGCCGGCGUGGGCUACCUGCAUCGCAUGAACGUCAUACACAGGGACCUCAACUCCCACAACUGCCUCGUCAGAGAGGACAAAACUGUGAUAGUAGCUGACUUCGGACUGGCUCGCAUCGUUCAGCGAACAGCGAGCAGCUCGCUGGACAGGAGACAUGCUCACAACACGCUACGUAGGAAACGGUAUACGGUGGUUGGCAACCCUUACUGGAUGGCUCCAGAGAUGAUGAACGGCAACGUGUACGAUGAAAAAGUCGACGUGUUCUCAUUUGGCAUUAUUCUAUGCGAGAUCAUAGGUCGUGUGUCAGCGGACCCAGACUUCCUGCCCCGACGUUCGGACUUCGGUUUGAACGAAGCAUUGUUCAUCGACAAGUUCUGCCGCACGUACAAGUGUCCGGAGCCCUUCUACAGGAUCGCAUUCCUCGCGUGCCAUCUAGAACCUGACGCUAGGCCGCCGUUCGAAGUGAUAGAGAUCUGGCUGGAGAGCAUAGUGAUGCACCUGUCGGGUGGCGGCGCGGCGCCGGGCGGGCUGCUCGCCGACGUGGCGCAGUACGCGCGCGCGCCCCACGCGCCCUGCGCCUGCCACCGCCUCAGCAAGGCCGACAGCGACCUGUGCGUGCCCGACGCGCCCGACGCGCCCGACCCAGAGUCAAGCUCGAAUACGACUCUAACGGUCCCUGAACGCGGCUGGCGAGCGUUAGGCAAGUGCAUGUCGGCCAGUCAUAUCGGAGCCCGGCCUAGAGUCACUCUCACCAACCUCAGCAGGAGCCACCACGCUUUACAUACCGCUGGGUACAUACUUAGAGCUGACGGGAACACCAUCAAUAUUACGAAGGUUGACAAUAUAUCCGAAUGGUUGGACCCCCCGCCCCUCAAACGUACUAGCCCAGACUCACAUCUCAACAAACUUGAAGAGCUCACCACCAAAACAAGGAAAGUAGAAUCUCCCGACGAGACAGAUAGCCAUGUGCCUCCCUUUUGCAGAAUCCAAUCAUUCGAAGAACUCGAAAGUGAGUAUAAGCUCGAAGUAGAUCCAUCUCAACCUUUUUGUAGACAUUAUAGCAUCCCACACAAGGAGGAAGAGAAUCAAGAAGAAAAUGAAGAUUCAGACUCCUCAGACGAUGACCUCACUAGAAGUACAUGGCACAAUAAUGUGAGAGUCUUUGACAAAAUAGAUUUAGAUCCCAAAGCUCUUAUAGCCACUAUUGUAAAAAAAAGUGAGAAUAUUAAUCUUCUAUCAAAGAAAUCCAGUUACGAUGUUACUGAUGUAGUGUUAAGAAAUGCUAAAACUAAUGAACGAAAGAUAUCCGAUCUUGACAGCCGCAGGUACAAUAUAGACCAUUUGACAAAAAGCCCUAUAAUGGCGCAGGGCGUUAAAAACAUAGCAAAGAACCUAGAAAAGGAGCAAGCUCAGGAAAAGUCUAGCUUCUUUCCCAAGAAGUUGCUAUCGCCCAAAUUCGGCAGAUUAUUUAAACCGAAUACAACAGAAGUAAUACGAAACAAAGAAGUAGAUGAUAAAGAAAAGUCCAGAAGUAAGUUCUUCGUCCAAAGACCAGCCUCACCUAGCAAUAUACGGUCUUACAGGAUACGUCCAGCGGAAUCAGAUAAACCGGUCCUCAAUAAUGAUGUUUUGAAGUCGGAUAUAAAAUUGGCGAAUAUGGGUAAACCGAUGACGCCAAUAUUCCGGCGGCAUUUAGCCGAAAGACCGGAUUUUGCUGAUGGACGGUUUAGCUACAGAGACCGCCGGACAAAACCGGAAGAUUUCAAAUUUAUCGAGUUAGGACGUAAUAGAAUUAAAACGCCUGUUACAAGUGUAGAAAAGACGACAAAAUUAGAAAGGGCUACGCCUCUAAUACGUAGUAGUCAAAUCGCCAACAUCCCCGCUUUGGCUACGGUGCCGGAGAAAAAGGGAGAAAAGUGUAAGACAGAGGAAGCGUCGCCUAAGAGACGUGAACCGGGCAUUUCGCGCAGUAACUACGUGAGUCUGGCCAAUCUGAAGAUUAAUGGUAAAGGUAAGGAAACGGUGAACGACCCUUCACCCGUUGAGAGGGUUAUUUAG